Messenger RNA from Cornus florida, 2214 nucleotides. Its product is annotated as ankyrin repeat-containing protein NPR4-like. The coding region runs from base 755 to 2092 and encodes 445 amino acids. The record is from RefSeq and is a predicted model, not a curated record. The transcript is spliced from 8 exons. NCBI's taxonomy places the organism in Eukaryota, Viridiplantae, Streptophyta, Magnoliopsida, Cornales, Cornaceae.
AAGCUUAAUUCCAGGAGUCUACGAAAGUGAAGAGAGGAGGGUUGCCUUUUCCUUAAUCAUGGAAACGGAGAAAAAAUCAGAAAUAGCAGCUGAAAGGGAUGAUAGAAUUAACAAUAUAUCCCUAUAUAGGGCCUUGGUGAAGGGUGAUUUGGAAAUUGUGAAAGAAUUACUGGAUAAACAUCCGGAUGCAAUAUACAAUAAGAUUUCCACAAUAGGGGAAAUACCUAUUCAUAUUGCUGUUUCGCACGGGCACCAGGAGGUGGUGACGGAGCUACUUAUCAGGAUGAUGACUAUGAAUCGUACGAGUAGUUUGGAUGAUGAAAAGCUAAGCAUAAGAGAUGAAAAUGGUGACACACCACUUCAUAUUGCUGCCAGGGGAAAAGCGAACACCACAAUAGCGAAUGCAUUAGUUCACCACUUACCCACGCUCCUACCAUUGGGAGAUGCAUAUGGACAGCUGGCAAUCACCCUCGCCGCAAUUUUCGGCAACUGGGAAAUGUUGAAGUUUUUAAGAAAUCACGGCUUGGGAAUUGCCAUGCAUCGUCAUUCCGACAGUCAUGAUCCGAAAUGGAUUAUUUUCACCGAAUUUAUUAAGAGCGAGAAUUUUGGUUUUGCACGGCAGAUCUGGUCCAGCGGGGAAUCGGAAUUGAUGAUUUUUGAAAAAGACUUGUAUAUAAUGGCAGAGAUGGUCUCUGUAUUCUCAGAUGCAAAUCAGCUCACAAAUUUUGAAAGAUGGAUGUCCAACUGUUAAUGUAUGCAUGUGCUAUACUCUACCCUUAAAAAGGAUAUGAAUGCUAUGGAUGCAAUGGAUGUGUUUACAAAUCCCAAAUCUCCUUCCAAAUCCAAACGCUUCAUCAAAGUGCGCCGUCUUCUGAAAGGAUCGAUAUUAAGUGUUCUUAAAGCAAUAGGUAUUGAAAAAAUAUUGAGUAUGAGGCUAAAAAACAACCAAGCCCGUGAGCUACUCAGCAAAAUGUGUUCCCCAAUGUGGACUUUUGAUUCGAAACAUGUUCAAGUAUACCUUGAGGCAAUAAAAAGAGCCAUCAAAUGUGGGAAUGCAGAGUUUGUUGAGGAGGUCCUGAGGUCGAAUCCUGCUUUGAUAUGGGGGAAUAAGGAGAAUAAGGAAAGAGGAAGCAUAUUUCACAUUGCAGUUGCUUUCCGCCAGGAGAAAAUAUGGAACCUCAUAUAUGGAUUAAAUACCGAACAUAGAAACAAAAUCAUUGGAACUCUGGUAGAAACAAACAACUUGCUACAUAUAGCUGCAUGCCCAAUGGUAAUGUCUGAAACAAUAGGAGCUCCAGAUGAAGCUUCAAAACAGCCGAUGCAAAGAGAACAACAGUUCUGGAAGGCAUUCAGUGAGGCUCCAGGUACAGCUAUGAAAGUGCAGAGAGAACUACAAUGGUAUAAGGAAGUGGAGAGGAUGGUACCAUCUUCAUACAGAAUUCUUGCAAACAAUAAAGGAGAAACUCCUCCAGCUUUGUUCUCGAAGUGGCACUCUGAAUUAGUCAAAGACGGAGAAAAAUGGAUGAGAGAUACAGCAACAUCUUGUACAAUUGUGGCCACUCUCAUUGUUACUGUUGUAUUUGCUGCAGCUUUAACAUUACCGGGUGGUAAUGCUGAUGAUGAUCCAGAGCAACCAGAGCACCCAAGGUCAUUGCAUUCAGGGGAUCCCAAGUUCCUAUGGCGAACCUCCUUUAUGGCUUUUGUUAUAUCAGAUGCGUUAUCUCUAUUCUCUUCAGUAACUUCAGUGUUAAUGUUCUUGAGCAUACUCACUUCACGCUUUGAGGAGAAAGACUUCCUUGAGGCAUUACCCAAGAGAUUGAUAAUUGGUCUUGCUACCCUUUUCUUGUCUAUUGCAGCCAUGAUGGUAACUUUUGUUGCCACUCUUGUUAUGGUACUUCGCCGACGAAUAGAAUGGGCUGCUGCUCCUGUUGCUUUGCUUGCUAGUGUCCCAGUAACCUUAUUUGCUUUAUUGCAAUUUCCCCUGUUUCUUGACAUGGUCUCAUCUACCUAUGGACGUGGUAUCUUCAAUCGGAAAACAAAAUGUUCCUUCUUCAACAACCCAAAUAACUAUUUUCCUCAAAAAAAGAAGUGAUUCCUUUGAUGUAUAAUUAAUAUGCAAUGACUGUGGUGGUAUGAUGUAUGUCUGUUAUUUGUACUUGUAAUUUUACGAUUGAUGCUUAAAGCAGAAUAAACAGUUUGUCUGUUAUGUGUGUU